Molecule: messenger RNA, 2496 nt
Organism: Notodromas monacha
Lineage: Eukaryota; Metazoa; Arthropoda; Ostracoda; Podocopida; Cyprididae
Source: the annotation of a GenBank genome assembly
AUUUUGCAGUUAAAAGUUGAGCUCACUGUGCGGAUGUGAAUGCGGCGUGUUUGAAAGAUCGCUAUGCUGGAGGCUGCAAGUUCUGGUCUCCCUCGGCCGAAGCUGUAUGCUGGCCACUUGGAGUUUGUGACGAAAGAAGAAGUCAGCCUGCAGCGUCGGAGCUAUGCACCCGAGCCGCCUGUCAAACGCAACCAACGAGAGAGUAUCUCGCAUGCUACAGCUCUCUCAUUUCGUGAAGGACCUAGUGACCAUUUGACCAUGAGUCGGUUGUACGAUACCACGAAGCCCGACCCGUACUUUCGUCAGUGCUUCGAUGUGCUGGAAGAUAUGGGGCGAGGUUCAUUUGCGGUUGUGUACAAAGUACGAGACAAAGAAGAUGGUCGAUUGUAUGCAGUCAAAAGGUUCAAAAACCGUCGAAAUGUUGAUCGAAAGCGACAGGAAGCUGAAGUUAAACAUCACGAAUGCAUUCCACCGCAUCCGAAUAUUGUCAAGUUCUAUGGAGCUUGGAAGGAUGAUGAUCAAAUUUAUAUGAAAAUGGAAUUGUGUGAUAUGGCCCUUGCCGACUAUUUGGAAACGAACCACCGUGUUCCAGAGUAUCUAGUCUGGAAUUAUCUCGUUGACCUUCUGAGAGCUUUGAAGCAUCUGCAUGACCGCGAACUGGUUCAUUUGGAUGUUAAGCCAGAAAAUAUUCUCAUAUCCCACCAUGGUAUCCUCAAACUAGGGGACUUCGGCCUGGUCUACGAUUUGAAGGAUGAGGGGUCCCAAGUGUCUCCUACGGAAGGAGAUUCAAAAUAUCUUGCCCCAGAGUUGAUUGAGAAAGGACUCUAUACGAAAGCCGCUGACGUAUUUUCUCUUGGACUCACUAUACUAGAAGUUGCCGUUGAUUUAAACGUACCAGGUUCAGGCGACCUAUGGCAAGCAUUGCGCGAAAGUCAACUACCAUUGUCUCGCAUAGCGUCUGUCGGUCUGUCAGACGAACUGGUGCAAGUAAUAAGGAUUAUGCUGAAUCCUGAUCCAUUGCUCCGUCCUUCAGUUGGCGAGCUUCUUCAACUUGAUGCUGUGAAGCGUCACCUAAUGAUGCGUCAGUGGAAGACAGCAGCCUGGGAUAAGGUUGACGACUACAGAGAAACGAUGUUAGGAUUUUCCCGUAAAACCAUGAAAUUGGUUUUAUUUGCCUUUUGGUGGAUCUUUGGUUGGUUUCAAUCAUCAAAUGCUCCCUCUUCGGUGUCUACCAGCGAAUCUCCUCUGCUGGACUCACCGUCGAACAUGCGAAUGGUGGAAAGUGAUGAAGAUGAGUCAAAAAAUGGAACACCGCCUCAUGUGCAGUCUUCGUUCAACAACAUUACAUCGAUGAGAGCGAAAACUGCAAGAAAAGGUUCUCCGAUUUUCUCUGCUGUUGCUUCCGGUGCGAACUUGUUUAAAGCAACUUCCACUCCAGUGCACGAGAUGCAAAAACCGUCCUGUUACCUGAAUACGCCGCAUUUGACCCCAGUCCCUUCGCGAUCACCACGAUCUGUGGGAAGUGCGAUGGCGAGACGAAGGUUGAACAUGGACGAGAGUGAACCGUCAGAAGAUGGAACCCCUGCAGCUGGAGGCGAUUCUCAAAUGUUGAGUCGUAAUCUAUUCGCUCGAACUCCUGCGGAUGUUAGUGCUGACGAAGAAGAAGAAAAAGUCAGAUUUGGGGGAACGGAUGGAGAGAAUAUGUAUAGUGGAUCUCCGAGCCUUCGUCGAAGAGCUGCGUCAAAGAAAAAGAUCUUGAAGAAACGCGGACCUUCGGCUGCCGGCAAAGGACCCGGUGCACUGGUUACAAAUUUGUCCAAAAAAUUCGGACCCAGUUCCGAUGUGGAAUAGGGUGGUUUUUUUUUUUUCAAAGUUUUCGAGGGUUUUCUAAAUGUUGUGACUUGUGCUGUUGUCACUCCUCCGAGUUGUGCUAUCGACCAUUUCGGAGCGAAUGUAUGAGGAGGUUUAUCAUUGUUUGGAUUCAUCGCUCCAUUUGCUCAGUUCUGUUCAUGUUGGAUAUUUUUUCACCGCGAGGCAUUGAUCUUUGAUAUCCCCCUCCCCCAAAAAUGAAAUUUUUAUAGCAUUCGAACAUCCAUUUCGACAUCGUCGGAACUAUUUUCAUUUCAGUGACGUGGUAUAUCUUGUUCUUUAUGGAUCCUGAUGAUAUCUGUUUCAACUGAAUGUGUACGUUUCGCCUCUCGUGUUUUGUGAUAUCAUUACCUCGGACUUUGGCUCGAUAGUCGAUCUCACAUUCGAUUUUUGCAAGCACGACUUCGUGUGAGAAAUUAAAUUAGAUUGCUCAAACUUCUGAAAUACUAAUAUUUCUCAGGUUUGAGAACUAACAGAAGUUGCCAAAAGGAUUAAUAUUUAACGGAGGUGCGAGUGCGAUUUUGACGAAAAGCUGUUUUGAUUUGAAAUUGCGGACCAAUCGACGAUUCAUGACAUCGUUCGCUCAAAGAAAUUUCGGGUCGAAUGCUCAAUGAUCGUAGUGUAUUU